AUGAAAGGUGUCACGGCGGAACUUCGCUGCGUCGCAAGUGCCGUUCCCGAACCGCUUUGGGCGUGGACCGGUCCAUCAGGCACUAUCUAUGCUGAUGGCUCAAAAUACAUCCUCGAUACUCAUUCCCUCAGCACAACACUCAUUGUGCGGUCACUUAGUGGACACGAUUUUGGCAAAUACAGUUGUACUGCUGAUAACGGAAUUGGUCCACCAGACCGCGCUGAUUUGCUGUUGGUUGAAAUUUGUGAGUUAGCAGUAUUGCUACAUUGGCUAUUUCAGUACUUUGAAUAG
Molecule: messenger RNA, 291 nt
Organism: Gongylonema pulchrum
Lineage: Eukaryota; Metazoa; Nematoda; Chromadorea; Rhabditida; Gongylonematidae
Source: the annotation of a GenBank genome assembly